AUGUCACUUCAACCCAGAGAAAAUCGUUCCAGCAAAUUACUUUCUAUCGAAGAAAAUACUUUGGUCUUUUCCUUACUUGGCGAACGACGCAUCAGUCAAUGUACGACAGUUGUUCAACUUUUUGUCGCCAAUCCUCCUUCAUUCUCGCGAUGGACUUUUCUUAGCAUGGGAGUUUUAUGUUUCGUCAAAGAUGGCAUCAAACGCUCUUACUUUCUGCGUUUAUAUUGCAUCAAACGUCGACAAGCGAUUUGGGAGCAAGAAAUCUACAAUGAAUUCACUUUCACGCAACCUCGACGUUAUUUGAUCGUUUUUGAAAGUGACGCAUCAAUCGUUUGUCUGAACUUUGCCAGUGACGACGAAUCAACCAAAUUAGGAAUAUUGCUGCAAAAAUACUUGGAAAAUCGACGAGAGAAACUCGCUAAUCGUUCAACUGCCAAAUCAAGCGUUUUUGUGGAUCAAAAAGUAGUAAAAGAGAUUCCCGAAGUAAUUGUCGGAAAGAAAGAAGCGAAAAAAGCAAAACGAAAAAUCAGCAAAGCCGAUAUCGGUAAUCCAACUAAUUUUGUACAUGUAGAAAGCGGAUCUCGUGACAAUCGAUUGAAAAUUUUGCUGGGCGGAAAGGUUGAACACAAUGAAAUUCCCCUUCAGAGACUCAGUAAAUUUCUUGACACAGCCGGAGUUACGCCUCGAAUGUUGGAUAACCGAAAGACAAGAGAUGCUGUUCAAAGUUUCAUUGAAGAAAAUCAACUUUUGCUGAAAAUAAGUCGUCCUGCGCCAACGAUUCCGACUAUACCUCCGCCAAUACCUGAAGAUCCUCCAAAUUUAGCUCCAAUUACGAAAACUCAAAACAUUUUGGCCCCACCUCCCCCUCCUCCGCCCCCUUUGAUGCCAAACUUGUUAGAAGCCCCCAUGAUGCCAACAAUUCAAGAAAAGCCUUCAAACCUUCUUUCGGAGAUCGAAAAGGGCAUCAAACUAACCAAAGUGGAGCCUGUUCAAAGAGAUGGGGGCAGAAACGACUUGCUUCAAGACAUUCAACGCGGAUUCGAUCUUAAGCCAGCCAAAGAUCGACAGAGAAAAAUCUCUCCAAUACCCUUAGACGAAAGUUCUGAUUUGGCAAAUGCCAUGAAAAAAGCACUAGAUGUCAUUCUUACCGCUAAUUACAACAGUGAUUCUGAUGACGAGGAAAUUUACGAAUCAUUCGACAAAUGGAAUGACGAAUAG
Molecule: messenger RNA, 1218 nt
Organism: Culicoides brevitarsis
Lineage: Eukaryota; Metazoa; Arthropoda; Insecta; Diptera; Ceratopogonidae
Product: actin nucleation-promoting factor WASL-like
Exons: 1
Coding region: 1-1218 (405 amino acids)
Biological process (GO): actin filament organization
Molecular function (GO): actin binding
Source: RefSeq, a predicted model, not a curated record